Electrophorus electricus (electric eel) is the source of this 4136-nucleotide messenger RNA. RefSeq names its product insulin receptor substrate 1. Gene Ontology annotation, biological process: insulin receptor signaling pathway. Gene Ontology annotation, molecular function: insulin receptor binding; phosphatidylinositol 3-kinase binding. The record is from RefSeq and is a predicted model, not a curated record. Gene Ontology annotation, cellular component: plasma membrane; cytosol. Lineage: Eukaryota; Metazoa; Chordata; Actinopteri; Gymnotiformes; Gymnotidae.
UAGAGGAUUAUAACCGAAUGGGUAAUUUAGGCUAUUACACGUAUCCAGAAUUGCAGUCACAUCCAUCAUUGCACCGCAGGCUCGGAGCUCGCCAUCAUUACCCCACUCACACAUACGAUGACACUGACUGACGGAGUCACAGACAGACUGGGGCAUCAGCAGAGUGGCGCUGUACAGUAAACAGUUCUGGUAGGCUGGCAGCACAGCCUGUAGUGCAGACGUCGCAUGCCGCAUGUGCACGCCUGUCAGUCUAUUCGUAUUCGGGUGCACACGACACGAGCAGGACCUCGAGGAAAACAAACUGAGGCUCUUAUUUCGGCUCUCCUUGGAGGGCACGCGAAUGCACGAUGAGACAGAAGAGAGAAUUGGCGAUGCGAUGAGCGAAUGUGCAGAGGACGGGGGAUUUUGAGCGAACAGUGGAGGAAAACAAGCGAACUGCUAAGCGAUGGAGAACCAGACGACAACGGAGCAGCAAAGCUACGAGGACGUUCGCAAGAGCGGGUACCUCCGCAAACAAAAAUCUAUGCACCGGCGCUUCUUCGUCCUCCGGGCCCCCUCGGAGCAUGGCCCUGCCCGACUCGAGUACUAUGAGAACGAGAAGAAAUUCCGAAGCAAGUCCCCUGUCCCCAAGAAAGUCGUUAUCCUGGAGUCUUGCUUCAACAUCAAUAAGCGGGCGGAUUCGAAGAAUAAACACAUGAUAGUGUUAUAUACCCGCGGGGAGAGCUUUGCCAUCGCUGCGGACACUGAGGAGGUUCAGAACGAGUGGUAUCAGGCCAUGUUGGACCUCCAGCGUAGAAGUAAGACCCCUGAUGACUUUGGUAGUGGAGGAGAAUGUGGUUUGCUGUCCCCUGGUCCGCUCUUUAAGGAGGUCUGGCAGGUGAAGCUUUGGCCCAAGGGCCUGGGUCAGGCAAGGAACCUGAUAGGCAUCUACCGGCUCUGCCUUACUGAUAAGACGGUCAAUUUUGUUAAGCUCAACUCGGAUGUGCCUGCCGUGGUGCUGCAGCUGAUGAACGUUCGCCGUUGUGGUCAUUCGGAGAACUUUUUCUUCAUUGAAGUGGGCCGUUCAGCCAUGACCGGGCCUGGAGAGUUCUGGAUGCAAGUGGAGGAUUCUGUAGUAGCGCAGAACAUGCAUGAGACCCUGCUGGAGGCUAUGAAAGCACUGAGUGAAGAGUUCCGUCAGCGCAGCAAGACCCAGGCAGCGGGCGCCUCCUGUGGAGGGGGCACCGCCUCUAAUCCUAUCAGCGUACCAUCCCGUCGCCACCACCCAAAUCUGCCACCUUCCCAGGUGGGCUUCUCCAGACGGGCUAGGACAGAGACCCCUGCAGUUGCACAUAGCACCAACACAUCCCCAACAUCUCGACACGGGUUCUCUAGGUCCCGUACAGCCAGCAUCGGUGCUCGUACGGAGGACGGCAGUGGCAGAAUGACUGCUCUCAGCACCAGUCCGAGCCUUAACGGCUCCUCUUGCUCCACCACCCCUACCCUGCGACCCAAACCCACACGUGCACCCACCCCGGCCAAGAUCACGCUCAGUCUGGCACCAUACACCCCCAAUCCAGCACCUUCCCCAGCCCCCAGCCUCUCUUCCAGCUCUGGUCAUGGUUCUGAGUGUGGACUGGGUGGAGCUCCAAUGGGGCCAGUGCCCAUCUGCACCUAUGCUCGAAUCCCACAGAGAGUAUCUAUGUCAGGCUCGCCCAGUGACUAUGGCUCCUCUGAUGAGUAUGGAUCCAGUCCCGGCGAGCACUCCCUUCUGGCUGCAGGGCUCCCUACUGCUCUAGUCGAUGCUUCUACUGGUUGCAUCUUGGCGAGGCAGCGGGACGGCUCUCACAAGCGAGUGCACGGGCGUAGGGUCCUUCGUCGCUCCUCCAGCAGGGACUACGAAGCUGAGCGCAGGCUGCUCAGCAAGCGCGCCUCUCUCCCACCUUCCUCCGUCCAGGAGCGCCUGGUACCUCGCCGCAGGGACGAGGAAGAGGAGGAAGAUGAAGACUAUGCCAUCAUGUCUCGUAGCGCCAGCAGGGAAUCGUUCACUUCCCGACGUGGCUCAGGAAGCUCAGCAACGACUUCGAGUGGACAGCCAGAAAACUCGGCUGAUAAAGGCGUCAACACGAGGGAGGUUCCGGAAGAUGUGUCCAUCGACAGUGGAUAUAUGUCCAUGUUGCCUGGUGUUACAGCGCCUCCGGCAAGCCUGUCUUUGUCAGUGUCCGAAGUGGAGUCAAAGGGAGGGGACGAGUACAUGGCCAUGACCCCGAACAGCAGUGUUUCUCCCCCACAGCACAUUCGGGUUCCUGUGUCUGAGGGCUACAUGAUGAUGUCCCCCAACAGCAGCUGUUCACCAGAUCUACAUGGCAUGAGUGGGUGCUUGUGGGGGAGUAGGAGCAGCAUGGAGAGCCGAACAGGAAGUGACUACAUGAACAUGUCGCCCAUCAGUGCCAGAUCAGCCUGCAGCACACCCCCAUCACACCCUGAACAGCACCCACUGCAGCCCAAGACAGUCUACUCCUACUUCUCCCUGCCACGCUCCUAUAAACACACCACUCUCUCCACUCGGUUUGAGGACAAUCUUGGUGAUGGGAGGAGGCCUGAGGGCGUUUGUGGCAGUGAGGGUGGUGGUGGAGGCAGGGCUGGGCGUGGCGGCUACCCCACCAGAGCUGAACGUUCCGUCGGCCCAAAUGGAAACGGCCGUCUAUCCCCGUCCUCCUCAUCUUUCUCCUCUAGUUCGGCGAGCACUGAGAGUUUGGAGGAUAAGCCGCUGUCCCUGCCAGCUGGGGAAGCAGGCCGGUCCACCCGCCCAAACACAGGACACAGGGUAGGGGGCACUCACCCCAAAGACUCAUCCCACCACUAUCAUCAGCAGAGACGAGGGCCGGGUGUCCAGAAACAGGGUCAUUCACAGCAUCGGAAAGGCAGGCCCUUCAGCCUCUUUGUGGACAUGUCCAAAGCCAACACUUUGCCCAGAGUCAGGGAGACCCUGCAGCCCACAGUGUCCCAGAGCUCCGGUGAAUAUGUUAGCAUUGUUUAUCAGGGUGAACAGGGAGGUUGCAAUGGAGGGGCUAUAGGGGUAAAUGAAGGGCACUCUGUGGUGUCAGGACAUCCAAGAGCCAUACACCGACCACCUCCAUGCCAAGUUGGUACUACCAGUCUACCCCGUAGCUUCUCCGCACCCCUUUCCACCUCUAUGUCUUCAUCCUCUGAAUAUGUUAACAUGGAUUUGGGCAGUUCACCAUCUGCAAUGCCUUGCACGCCCCUCUCGUCUUUCAGCCCUGCAACAGCAAUAGCCAGAGAAAAGCUUACUGGGGAUCCUCAAGUAGCACAGGGAGCUCAAACUGGACACAGAAAGGGCGGUAAGACAGCCUUGCCGUCUGGGGACACUUUCACAGACUACACAGAAAUGGCAUUUGGACUGGGCGCAGGAGACGGCUCUUCACACUGCCCCAAACCUGACCAAAUAGCCGAUCCUUCUACUAUGGAGCAGGAACAAAGUAUGGGCUUCCCCUCAACCAAGGUUUUCCCCAAGACAGACCAAGGAGCUCGACUGGUCCGAGCUGAGGCACCAGUGAGACGAAGGCACCGCUCAGACACUUUCAAGGCGCCUGUGCCUCUCCCUGUGUCUCCCGCUUCCUCCUCCUCUGUCUUUCCGGAAACCCCUCAAGUCACCCCAGCUCGACGCCAUGGCCUAGACAGCGCCCUUUGGGCCACUGGACAGCCACCCGUAGCGCAGUGUGCCGGUCCUGGGGUGGCAGCUGUACCCGCAGACCAGGCUUCAUCCUCGACUCUGGAGCAAGGUCUAAACUAUAUUGAUCUUGACUUAGCCAAUAAGGAGAGCCCUCAGAUCAGCCUGGAUGGACCAUCUGGGCCACCCUUCUCGGUCCUCGGAGGAGGGUCGACGGUGGGGCUGGGUGGAACGGCAGUAGGAGGAAACACCACCUCUAUUAUUAACACCUACGCCAGCAUUGACUUCUUCAAGUCGGAGGAACUGAGAGUCCAACAAAAUAACCGGAAUGACAGCAAAGAGUGCUGAUUCGCCUGUCUGCUACGUAGGAACAGAGAACUGAUAGAUGCCUGGUCUGCUGAUCUCUGUUUGUGUGUGUGUGUGUGUGUGUGUGUGUGUGUGUGUGUGUGUGUGUGUGUGUGUGUGC